GAGAGAGAGAGAGAGAGAGACAGAGUGUUCCAGAGAGACUUGGAGAGAGAGAGAGAGAGAGAGAGAGAGAGCGCAAUGAAGGGAGUGAAAAGAGGGACUGUGUAUGGGCCACUGACCAUGGCGGUGGUGAUGCUGUGCGCGAUGGUGGUAAUUGUACCGGGAGUCUCGGCUACUCGCUGGACCGUGGGAGCGAACAUGGGUUGGACCACCAAUGUUAACUACACUAUUUGGGCUCAGGACAAGCACUUCUACAAUGGCGACUGGCUCUUUUUUGUGUAUGACAGGAACCAGAUGAAUGUGCUAGAGGUGAACAAGACGGACUAUGAGACAUGCAAUUCUGAUCAUCCUCUUCACAAUUGGACUACCGGAGCUGGAAGGGAUGUGAUUCCACUAAAUGUGACUCGACAUUAUUACAUCAUUAGUGGCAAGGGGUUCUGCUAUGGCGGAAUGAAGCUAGCUAUACGUGUGGAAAACCUGCCACCUCCUCCCACAUCUUCGUCUUUGAACGAGAAGAGCAGUUCCCCUAGUUUAACUUCCAGAAGCAAGAUUGUUUUGCCAAUGGUUUUUGCUAUUGGAGCAGUAUGGGAUGCAUUUCGCCGGUUCUGGUACUAAGCAUGUUGAUCUUCAAGAUUUAGCGUUUUCGUGAGGGUAUCAAAAUUACUUUUAGACAGUCUUUAGCCAGUUUGUGGAAUUGAGUUGUCUCCCUCUUUGGUGUUUCUUUUGUGGGGUAAUUUAUUUUGUGCUGUUUUUCCUUUCAUGGUAGUUGGCCUUCAAAUUUUCAAUUGGGUGUUGUUGCUGAUUAGGUGGUGAUUGAGUUGUCCGACAUAAUGACUGUAACACUAUGGAAUGGUUUUAUUUUCUUUAAAAAAAAGAGAGAGCGAAAUGGUUUUAUU
Molecule: messenger RNA, 893 nt
Organism: Juglans microcarpa x Juglans regia
Lineage: Eukaryota; Viridiplantae; Streptophyta; Magnoliopsida; Fagales; Juglandaceae
Product: lamin-like protein
Exons: 2
Coding region: 76-612 (178 amino acids)
Cellular component (GO): plasma membrane
Molecular function (GO): electron transfer activity
Source: RefSeq, a predicted model, not a curated record